This is a messenger RNA of Pollicipes pollicipes, 1794 nucleotides long. Its product is annotated as thioredoxin-related transmembrane protein 1-like. The record is from RefSeq and is a predicted model, not a curated record. NCBI's taxonomy places the organism in Eukaryota, Metazoa, Arthropoda, Thecostraca, Pollicipedomorpha, Pollicipedidae. Gene Ontology annotation, cellular component: endomembrane system. Gene Ontology annotation, molecular function: disulfide oxidoreductase activity.
UAGAGUUUUAAAUAUGGCGUCGUCUGUGGGUGUCAGUGUGAAGGUCCUUACUGGAAUUGCCUGUGUCGUGCUGCUUUUCGGACUUGCUAACGCUAAAGGAACAUUGCAGAAUAUUGGUGAAGAUGACUGGGCUCAACUUCUGGAUGGAGAAUGGAUGGUUGAAUUCUAUGCUCCCUGGUGUCCAGCAUGCAAGGCACUCCAGCCUAUCUGGGCUGAGUUUGCCACUUGGAGCCAGGACCUGGACAUCAAGAUCGGAGCUGUGGACAUCACAGAAUCACCGGGCCUGAGUGGACGCUUCAUGAUCACUGCCUUGCCCACAAUAUUCCACGUCAAGGAUGGCGUGUUUCGUCAAUACAAGAACUCGCGGGACCGAGAGCAGUUCAUCAGUUUCGUCGAGGAUAAGAAGUGGGAGCAGGUGGAGCCCGUCUCCAGCUGGAAGGCCCCCGACUCGAUUCAGAUGUCGGUGCUGGCUCAGUUCUUCAGGCUGUCCAUGGUACUCAGGAACGUACACACCUCCCUGACGGAGGAGUACGGCGUGCCGGUGUGGGGCAGCUACCUGCUCUUCAUCCUGGGCACGGUGGUGAUCGGUGCCCUGCUGGGUCUCCUGUUCGUCUGCUGCAUCGACGUCUGCUGCGCCCAGAAGUCGUCCGAGCUGCCGCCCGAGAUCACUAAGAAAGACGAUGAUGCUGCUCAGAAACGCUCAGAUGAGGAGGAAGAAGACGAGGAAGACGAGGAGGAGGAAGAAGAGGCGGAGACGGAGCGUGCGGCCGCCGCCGCUGCUAAGGAGAAGGGCAGUCCCGAGGCCAGGAAGCGGCGCACGCGGAAGGCUGACUGAGGGGCCAGCAGCCGUGCCGGUCCCGCCGGCCGGGGAGGCGCUCUGCACCGCCUCGCUGCUCCGGAGCGCACACGGCAGCCGGGCAGCGGUGGCGGACGUGCGGCGGCCCGGCGCGCCUGGCUCGCGCUGCCGGGCGAGAACUGGGUCGGAGCCGGUGUCGGCCGAGGCUGCGGGUGCUAGCCGCGGCGACGGCGCCGAGCGGGCGGCCCAGUCGGCGCCGACGCAAAGUACCGAGUCGUGCUCGGGCAGCGAUGCUGUGUGUGUGGGUGCUCUUUUCUGCUCCGAUCUAACGCACUGUACUUGCUGGCGACCUUCCUAGAAGGCGCCCUCCUCCCGCCUGCGGCGUCUCUCGUGUCCCCGCCCGUGUACCAGAAGGCGCAGCAUUCCGUUGACGGCAACCAUACCAAAAUGUGUUGACUGUGAUACCCUUGUGAGGCGGCCUUGAGCGGCUGCCUGACGUUCGUGUCGGGGAUGUGGCGCGGUCGUCUGCUGCCUCGUCGGACGUCGGCGGUAUCCAUCGGCUGCUGAGCGUGCGGGGCGCCCGGACCCCGUGGAAUGCUGCGCCGCACACGCUGGCGUGGGUGCGCGUUCCUCCCCGCGGGAGCAUGCGAGUACGGGGCAUUUCUGUAACUCUGGCAUCUGGGGACGGGCUGCGUUAACGGAGUGGGGCGUUGUUAUGAUGUGUUUGACCGCGAGCGCUUGCCUUGGGCUGUCAUGGCCUGGGCCGUCCUUUGGUAUUGUGGGUGGGGGCUGGGCUUGGUGCCGACUGGGAGGCGCUCUCCCGCCACAAGGGAGGAGGAGGAGGGGGGGGGGGGUGACAGGGUGGCAACUCGCCGGUAGGGUCACCGGCCAGACACUUUCUAACAGUCCCCGGCGGUGUGCCGCCACUUGCGUCCAGGGCACCCAUCGUGAUCAGUUAUCUUACCGAUCCUUACUCGAAUACACUCUCUUUUAUAGGC